AUGGUCGAAACUGAAGACGCCCCGCCGGUGGCGGCCGGCGAUGAGGUCAAGCCAUACAAGGUCCACGUCUCGAGCAGAUAUCUGGACCUGACCAGGCAGAAGCUGGAGCUUACUCGUCUGCCGCACGAGGGCACACAACCUCCAUCCGAGGACUGGUGGGAGCCGAAGCCUCAGGUAGAGCCGCUUAUUGACUUCUGGCUCGAGAAAUACUCAUGGCGGGCGCAGGAAGAGAGCCUGAACAAGACUCCCCAGUUCCGCACGACCAUAUCAAUCCCUUCCUCAGAGACGCCGCUCCGGCUCCACUUCAUCCAUGCCCCUUCGCCUCACAGGCACGCCCUGCCACUCCUGUUGAUACCCCCAUUCCCCUUCUCGAACCUAGCCCUCGCGCACCUGGUGAAGCCCUUCACCGAGCCCGAAGAUGCGUCCCGGGACCAGCCGUUCCACUUGGUCAUCCCGGCCCUGCCGGGGCUCGGCUUCAGCGACCCCUUCCCGAACAACACGCCGGUGAUCCCGACGACGGCCGAGAUGCUCAACACCCUCAUGCUCCGCCUCGGGUACGAGCACUACCUGGUCAGCAACUCGGGCGCCGCACAGUCUUCUCCCGCCAAGAUCGACUGGAAGCUCGUUGAGAGCCUGUCGUCCAGCUACCCAGGCGCUUGCCUCGGCGCCCACCUCAUCUCCCCGCCACUGUGCUCGCCGAAGCUGUCGGAGGCGCCGUUGGAGUGGGCGAAGUGGACUCUCGCCAAUGUGCUCAAUGCUCCGAUCUUGGGGUAUAGCAAGGAGGAUCUUUCGGCCCACAAGCAGGCGGUCGUUGCUCUGGAGCAGAACAAGAAGGCGCUCACCCCGUCUGAAUUCGGUUUGAAUAAUGUUGGGUUGAGGGAGCCAAACACACUCGCAUACGCAAUGUGCGACUCACCCACGGGGCUCCUCGUCUUCGCCCUCAAGGGCCUGCGACUGCUCGCGCCGCGGCUGCCAUUCACGCCAGAGCAGAUCAUCACCUUCACCAACCUCGCGUGGCUGCCCGGACCAGAGUACGCGAUGCGGUUCUGGGCACACUGUGCCACACACGACAACGCCUCGAAUACAGAAGGGCCGAAGAAGAAACCAGCGACCAGGCCAAGGGUCGGCAUCACGGUAUUCCUGGGGGAGACAGGCGAGGGCGAAGGGGCCAAUGCCGCCCAGGAGGCAAGCGACAGGACGGUUCAGCUCGAGGCGCCCACCAAGGUCGACGCAAACACGGGGUACGUGUGCCCGGCGUGGGCCAACACGCACUACAGCGUGCUGUCGUCGCAGCGGGUCCAGGGGGUGCCAGGUCUGCUGGCCUGGGAGAGGCCGCACGUUAUCCUGACGGGGCUCAGGGGCCUCGCGGCAGAGGUCGUCAAAGUCAACAGGCGGCUCCGGGCGGCGCCAGAAGCAGAAGAGACCACCACCGCCCCUCUGGAGAGCGUGGUGUCCCCGGACGCGGCGGCUGCUGGAGACGACGGCGGCGGUCUCCAGCCGCCGCCGCGGCCAGUCCUGGAGCAGGGCGACAGUUCUAGGACGCAGGUCGCGUCGCAGCCGCCCUCCAGUCCCAAAGGGAAAGAGCCAGGGUUGGCUUCCCCCCUCGCGUCCCCCUUCGCGUCCCCCGUCGCGUCGCCCGCGGCGAAAGGGGAGGGAGACCGGAAACUAGGAUCACCUGAGCCAGAUGAGGAUGACCGGUCCAUAAGAGAGGGGACUCCUGAUACUGUCGUCCUGGUGACGGCGCCAAAGGAGGAUGAUGCGAAGUGA
This is a messenger RNA of Diaporthe amygdali, 1767 nucleotides long. RefSeq lists its product as uncharacterized. Gene Ontology annotation, molecular function: epoxide hydrolase activity. Lineage: Eukaryota; Fungi; Ascomycota; Sordariomycetes; Diaporthales; Diaporthaceae. The coding region runs from base 1 to 1767 and encodes 588 amino acids. The transcript has 4 exons. The record is from RefSeq and is a predicted model, not a curated record. Gene Ontology annotation, biological process: epoxide metabolic process.